AUGCUCAAUUACCAAGAGACCAGAUUGGUCAAAGACACGAUCCCAGCCCUGCAGCAGCACGGCGAGCACAUAGCGACGGUUUUCUACAAGACGAUGUUACGCGACCACCCCGAGCUCCACAACUACUUCAACACCGUGAACAUGCACACGGGCAAGCAGCCGCACGCCCUGACCCAGCUGAUCCUCGCCUUCGCCUCCAACAUCGUCAACAUCAGCGAGCUGGUCCCCAAGCUCGAGCGCGUCGCCCAGAAGCACGCCUCCCUGAACAUCCAGCCCGACCACUACGAGAUCGUCGGCAAGUACCUGCUGCGCGCCUUCUCCGCCGUGCUCGGCCCCGCCAUGACCCCCGACGUGAAGAUGGCCUGGACGAAGGCCUACUGGGUGAUGGCGAAGAUGCUGACGGGCCGCGAGGCGCACCUGUACCGCGCCUUCGAGGCCUGGAAGGGCUGGCGCAAGUUCAUGAUCUACCGCAAAACGAACGAGACCGUCGGCGGCAACAUCGUCUCCUUCACGCUGAAGCCCGUCGACGGCAAGCCGCUGCCGACCUUCCUCCCCGGCCAGUACAUCACGCUGCGGAUCACGGUGCCCGGGAUGAAGUUCGUGCAGCUGCGGCAGUACUCGCUCAGCGACGCGCCGAGCCACGCGCACUACCGGAUCACGGUGAAGCGGGACCAGGGGACGAACCCGGACUACGGGCGGGGCGACGACGCCAUGACCGUGUCCUCCGCGGCGAGCAGCGCCUCCGACAGCAGCAUCGGCAGCAUCCAGCCGUACAAGGUGGGCGUCGUGUCGAACUCGCUGAUCGACGAGUUCCACGAGGGCGACACCAUCGAGCUGACGCACCCGGCCGGCUCCUUCUCGCUCAACACCGACAUGGACAACAACUCGAUGCCCCUGGUCCUGAUCUCCGCCGGCGUGUGCGUCGCCCCUCUGCUCUCGAUGCUCAACACCGUUGUCGAGCGGCGCAUCACGCGGCCCGUCUCCUGGAUCCAGGCCUCGCGGCACGACGCGCCCUUCCAGGCACACGUCGAGAAGAUGGCCCGCAACCACCCGAACAUGCGCACCAAGUUCUUCAAGUCCCGCCUCUCCGACAGCGAUGUGCUGUCGUACACCUCGUCGUUCGACAAUGACUUCCUGUCGCUGACGGCCGAGGAUCUGUACUUGGCACACAGCUCGGCCGAGUACUACAUUUGCGGGCCGGAGAAGUUCAUGCUGCAGGCGGCGAGCCACUUGCGCAGGAGCGGCGUUAAGCCCGAGAGGGUGCAGUUUGAGAUUUUCUCGGUGGGCAGCUUUGAGAUGAGGCCGGAUUAUUGA
Molecule: messenger RNA, 1314 nt
Organism: Hypoxylon fragiforme
Lineage: Eukaryota; Fungi; Ascomycota; Sordariomycetes; Xylariales; Hypoxylaceae
Product: globin-like protein
Exons: 1
Coding region: 1-1314 (437 amino acids)
Biological process (GO): cellular response to nitrosative stress; nitric oxide catabolic process
Cellular component (GO): intracellular anatomical structure
Molecular function (GO): oxygen binding; FAD binding; heme binding
Source: RefSeq, a predicted model, not a curated record